AUGGACAAACAGACUGAAGAAUGUGGUUAUUGUUGCCUAACGAUCAUUGCACUUUCGAUAGCGUUCUGUUCGGCGGUGAUUACGUUUCUCGUCGCUAACCAUAUGUAUACUGGUCUUCCAUGUCAUGAUGAUCCUCAACCGUAUACAUUAAAAAAUGAGGAGUUAUCAUGGGAUGGAAGUAAUCGAUUAGUUGUCGCAAAUAAGAGAAUCAUUGUUGUGAGACUGGACGACCUCAAACGUUGUUAUCUUCUGCCAAGUCGCCUUGCUCAGAAUGGUGAUCGACAACAAUUUGAUAUAGUACCUGAACCACUUACAAAGGCUAUUGGAACACAUUUUGCUGGUCCAGAAGGAUGGAAGUUCUGUGAUGGCCUGCCAGUGUUUUUACUAGAAGAGGCAAAAAACGAGUAA
Necator americanus (New World hookworm) is the source of this 408-nucleotide messenger RNA. RefSeq lists its product as uncharacterized. Lineage: Eukaryota; Metazoa; Nematoda; Chromadorea; Rhabditida; Ancylostomatidae. The transcript is spliced from 6 exons. The coding region runs from base 1 to 408 and encodes 135 amino acids. The record is from RefSeq and is a predicted model, not a curated record.